CCCAUCAGCGCCGAGGACAAAGAACAGCAGCCCACUGAGAUCAAGUGGCUGUGCAUGAACUGUGACCUCAAUGGCAUGACAUGUCUCCUGCUCACCAAGAUCCCCUUCUUCAGAGAAAUAAUGGUGAGCUCCUUUUCCUGUGAGUACUGUGACUGUAACAACAUGGAGAUCCAAUCAGCAGUCAGGAUCCAGGACCAGGGAGUGCACUACACGUUGACCAUCAGGGGCCUGGAGGACAUGAACAGGGAAGUGGUGAUGACUGAUUCUGCCGCCACAAGGACACCUGAACUGGACUUUGAAAUUUCAGCUUUCAGCCAGAAGGGAGCUCUGACCACUGUUGGACGAUUGAUCAACUGUGCUAUUUCUGGCCUGGAGCAGGACCAGCCCACCAGAAGGCCAAGCAAAGAAGCCAUAGCUGAAAGAAUCGAUGAGUUCAUUGUUAAACUGAGGGAACUAAAGCAAGUGGCCUCCCCCUUCACUCUGAUCAUCGAUGAUGCCUCGGGGAAUAGCUUUGUAGAAAACCCAGAUGCUCCCCAGAAAAAUGAUGCCCUGGUGAUCACACACUAUAACUGGACCCUGCAGCAGGAUGAGAUGCUGGGGUUCCAAGCAGAAACAUCAGAAGAAAAGCUGGAAGAAGAUCUCAGCAAUGAAGUGCUCCAGUUCAACAUAAACUGCUCGAAAUGCAACGCCCCAGCUCAGACCAACAUGAAGGUAGUACAGAUCCCCCAGUUUAAGGAGAUGAUCAUCAUGGCCACCAUCUGUGAGAAUGUGGUCAUUGGACCAACCAAUGAGGUGAAAUCUGGAGGAGCAGUGGAGCCCUUGGGAACCAAGAUCACACUCUGCAGCACAGAUCCCUAAGACUUGACCAGAGGCCUCCUCAAGCCUGAAACAUGUAGUGUGGAAACCCCAGAGCUGGAAUGUGAGCUGGGAAUGGCUGUCCUAGGAGGCAAGUUCACUACCCUGGAAGGACUGCUGAAAGAUCUCCGGGAGCUGGUGACCAAGAACGCUUUGACAUUGGGUGACAGUUCCAGUGUCCCUGGCCAGUCAGAGAUAUUGCAGGAAUUUAGUCAGAAGUUGGACCAGAUUAUUGAGGGUAGCAUAAAGGCCCACUUUAUUAUGAAUGACCCAGCAUGAAACAGUUACUUGCAGAAUGAGCAUGAACCUCCGGAUGGUCCAGAGAUGAAGGUGGAGCGUUCGAAGUGCACCUUUGACCAGAACGAGGAGCUAGGGCUCAAUGACAUGAAGAUGGAGGCUUCUGACUUCUCCCGGGACCCACUUGUGAUACAGAACAAAGAUGAAGUACAUCUUAAAGAUGGUGAAGUCAACUAG
This is a messenger RNA of Fukomys damarensis (Damara mole-rat), 1329 nucleotides long. Its product is annotated as zinc finger protein ZPR1-like. Lineage: Eukaryota; Metazoa; Chordata; Mammalia; Rodentia; Bathyergidae. The record is from RefSeq and is a predicted model, not a curated record. Gene Ontology annotation, cellular component: nucleus; cytoplasm. Gene Ontology annotation, molecular function: zinc ion binding.